AAAAAAAAAAAAAAAAAACAAGAGGACAAAUCAGGAUCCGAAACAACAAGCAGCAGACCAUGCCCAAAAACGCUCAUAUCGACGUGGACGAGGUCCACUCGCUCAUCAACGAGGUCAAUAGCUGGCACCAGCCCAUCGUCCCGCCCAUCGAGCCGGGCAACUGGUCACAGCCCCGAGGCGGCGGGGACGAUGCCGACGCCCGCACAGACGACUCCAAGGGGACCUUGACGGUCCAGCAGUACGAGGGCUACACCUACGACACUACAGCGGCGGAAGCGAGCAGGGGCAAGUACGCGAGCUAUGGAGGAGGAGGAGAAGGAGAAACGGGAGAGGACAAUAACGACGGGUACGAGGACGACGCCACAUGCGACUGUGGAUACGAUGACGAUGUCAUCAGUCAAACCACCGCAUGGCCAGAAUCGGAAAGCAGUAGCGUCGCCGGCAAGCCCCUGUCCAGAUACUCGCAGUCCACCGCGCCGUCCCACAGAGAGGUCGACCCCGAGCAGCAGGCCGACGACCUAGCCGUGGAGGAGGCGACGCGCGGCCCGCUGCUGGUCUGCGAAUUUAGGGACCUGUGCGGCUGUCCCGAGAUCUUCAACAGCAACGAGACCGAGGCUUGGAUCGAACACAUCGGCGGCCACCACCUGGGGUACAAGUUCCCGGCAAAAUCCGUCUGCUGGUUCUGCGACGACCAGGUUUUUGACAGCGAGGUGGUGGACAGGAAAGGGAAACGUACCAAAAAAGCCAGCAGCGGAGAGGAUAAGGCCGACAAGCGCGAGAGGCGAGCCCAUGCCUUCCGGCAGCGGCUGGAGCACGUGGCCUGGCACAUCGUCGAUCAGCGCCAUUACAAAUACCUUCACAUGAGACCCGAUUUCAGACUUAUGAAGCACAUGCACAAGCACGGCCUGCUCGACGAUGAAACUUACAACUUUGCGAUUGCUUUUGAGGAUGCGCGGCGGCCGUUGUCCAGUCCCAAGCCCGAGAAACAGAGGCGUAUCAAGACAAAUCCUCCGGACUGGGAGCCGCCCCACAAAAUCCUGGAGAGAGAGCGGAAAAGUCAGAUCAUUUAUGACCAGCCUAAGGAGGAUCGACAGCUGAAAAAGGAGAAAGAUUCCAAAAAGAAAAGGGGAAGCUAGAAAGUCCAAGAAAUAGCUUCUCUUUGCAGGUUAAGCUUUGGGUGAGCUUGUUCGAGUACCUGGAAGUCUGUUUGUUUGUUUUUUUUAUUUUUAUUUUUUUCAAGUUGGUUAGUUUGAUACCCCCUAUUGCCAGUACCGGCGCUUUCAGUUUCAAUCGGCAUGUCGCUCGAGGAUCGAAUUUG
Messenger RNA from Pyricularia oryzae 70-15, 1318 nucleotides. RefSeq lists its product as uncharacterized. NCBI's taxonomy places the organism in Eukaryota, Fungi, Ascomycota, Sordariomycetes, Magnaporthales, Pyriculariaceae. The transcript has a single exon. The coding region runs from base 60 to 1136 and encodes 358 amino acids. The record is from RefSeq and is a predicted model, not a curated record.